CAAGCAGCAGAUCGAUCGGAGUGAGUGAAUCCAAUCCACCACCACCAUGGAUACCUUGAACACCAUCGCCGUCAUCGCUGUCCUCCUGCUAGCACCGCUGCUCGCGCUGGCGCAAGCCUCACGACGCGGGACUCGCCGCCGGAACCCGUCGGGGCCGGCCGCUCUCCCCGUCAUCGGCCACCUGCACCUCUUCAGGAAGCCCCUCCACCGCACCCUGGCGCGCCUCGCCGCCCGCCACGGCGCCGUCUUCCGGAUCCGGUUCGGCUCCCGCCGCGUCGCCGUCGUGUCGUCGGCCCGGGCCGCCGAGGAGUGCCUGGGCCCGCGCGACGUCGCGUUCGCCAAUCGCCCGCGGCUGCCAUCGGGACGGAUCCUCUCCUACGACUGGACCACCAUGGGCACCGCCAGCUACGGGCCCUACUGGCGCCACGUCCGCCGCAUCGCCGUCACCGAGAUCCUCUCCGUGCUCCGGGUGCAGCAGUUCGCCGACGUCCACGAGCGCGAGGCGCGGGCCAUGGCGCGGGGCCUCUACCGCGCCGCCGGGGGCGGCCGCGCGCGAGUGGAGCUCAAGUCGCGCCUGUUCGAGCUGCUCAUGAACGCCAUGAUGGGGAUGAUGUGCGCGCGGACGUACUACGGCGAGGAGGCGGCGGCGGAUGUGAGCGAGGAGGCGCGGUGGUUCCGUAAGAUGGUGGAGGAGACGAUGGAGCUGAGCGGCGCGUCGACGGUGUGGGACUUCCUCCCGGCGUGGGCGCGGUGGCUGGACGUGGGCGGGGUGGGGCGGCGGCUGUGGCGGCUCCGGGAGGGCCGCACGAGGUUCUUGCAGGGGCUGAUCGAGGAGCAGAGGAAGGAGAUGGAGAAGGGCGCGCCGGCCAGGAGGACCAUGAUCGGGGUGCUGCUGACGCUGCAGAACGAGGACCCCGAGGCCUGCCCGGACCAGCUCAUCCGCACCUUGUGCAUUAGCUCCCUGGAAGCUGGAACAAGUACUUCAGCCGAUACAGUCGAAUGGGCUAUGUCGCUCUUGCUAAACAACCCUCCGGUGCUGGAAAAGGCUCGCCAAGAGAUCGACGCAUGCAUAGGGCAGCCAACACGCCUAAUCGAGGCGACUGAUCUGCUGAAGCUGCACUACCUUCGGUGCAUCAUCAUGGAAACCUUUCGUCUGUACCCACCAGCACCACUUCUCGUUCCUCACGAAUCCUCCACGGACUGCACGGUGGCCGGGUUCCAUAUCCCCAAGGGGACAAUGCUGUUGGUGAAUACAUUUGCAAUCCACAGGGAUCCUGAGCUAUGGGAUGAGCCAGAGAACUUCAUCCCUGAAAGGUUUGAGAAUGGGAAGAGUGAAGGCAAGAUGUUCAUCCCGUUUGGUAUGGGAAGGCGGCGAUGCCCGGCAGAGAACUUGGGCAUGCAGAUGGUCGGCCUUGCCCUUGGAACUAUGAUCCAGUGCUUCGAUUGGGAAAGAGUUGGGGAGGAUCUUGUGGACAUGAGUGAGGGCUCUGGCCUAACCUUGCCCAAAGAGGUGCCCUUGAAGGCCUUCUAUGAACCUCGCGCUUCUGUUGCCCAUCUUCUUUCGGGGAUUCAGUAGAGUUCUGAGGUCCAUCGUUGUUCUGUUUGUUUUAAAGGUUACUGCUAAAUAGCAUGCUGAAUUGCUUAUAUGUGGCAACAAUGUCUAUAUAGGCAACAAUGAUUUAGCCUAAGUGUGUAACCAAGCUCCAUGUGCAAACCUGUAGAGGAUUUUUAC
Panicum hallii is the source of this 1732-nucleotide messenger RNA. RefSeq names its product isoflavone 2'-hydroxylase-like. Lineage: Eukaryota; Viridiplantae; Streptophyta; Magnoliopsida; Poales; Poaceae. The record is from RefSeq and is a predicted model, not a curated record. Gene Ontology annotation, molecular function: oxidoreductase activity, acting on paired donors, with incorporation or reduction of molecular oxygen; heme binding; iron ion binding. The coding region runs from base 47 to 1576 and encodes 509 amino acids. The transcript has 3 exons.